Prosopis cineraria is the source of this 714-nucleotide messenger RNA. RefSeq names its product transcription factor MYB114-like. The record is from RefSeq and is a predicted model, not a curated record. The coding region runs from base 1 to 714 and encodes 237 amino acids. The transcript has 3 exons. NCBI's taxonomy places the organism in Eukaryota, Viridiplantae, Streptophyta, Magnoliopsida, Fabales, Fabaceae.
AUGGAGAAGAUCAAAUCAGAGUUGAGGAAAGGUGCAUGGACCCAAGAGGAAGACAAUCUUCUCAGAACAUGCGUUCGAAAGUAUGGCGAGGGAAACUGGAAUCUGAUUCCUCAAAGAGCUGGUUUGAAGAGAUGCAGGAAGAGCUGCAGAAUGAGAUGGUUGAAUUAUCUGAAACCCAACAUCAACCGAGGAAGCUUCACUGAAGACGAGGCUGAUAUGAUUCGAAGGUUCCAUAAACUUCUGGGCAACAGAUGGUCGAUGAUAGCUGGAAGGCUACCUGGAAGAACAGCGAACGACGUGAAGAACUUCUGGCACACCAAAAUGCGCAAAGCAGCAGAAGAAAAUCAGAGGAAGAAGAAAGCAGCGGAAGAGGUGAGCAUCAUCACGGAGGACACAGCGAAAGUAAAAGUACAGCAAGUAGUACAAGUCAUAAAACCUCGGCCACAUACUUUCUCUGAGAAUUCGCCAUGGUUGAGGAACAAGAGUUAUGAGCUUGGUUCUGCAAGUGAAAGUGCUAGCAGCAGUAGUUUUGCAGCACAGCCAGGUCCUCCUGCUGCUGAUUCUGGCAAGAGCGAGGCAGAAGAAGAGUGGUGGGAGAAUUUACUGAAGAGUGCAGGAGGUGAUGAUGAGGGGCAAGAAGGUAAUUUCAUGGUGGACUUUUUUGACCAAGAUUUCCUCAGAAUGGAGGGUCUCCACCAUUGGUGGAGUCACUAG